Molecule: messenger RNA, 4017 nt
Organism: Felis catus (domestic cat)
Lineage: Eukaryota; Metazoa; Chordata; Mammalia; Carnivora; Felidae
Gene: VLDLR
Product: very low density lipoprotein receptor
Exons: 20
Coding region: 12-3401 (1129 amino acids)
Cellular component (GO): plasma membrane
Molecular function (GO): calcium ion binding; protein binding
Source: RefSeq, a predicted model, not a curated record
GAGAGAGAGAGAUGCGUGUUGCCCUUGGAAGCCGCAAGUCCCCCCGGGCGGCCAGCCCCGUUAGCGGGAAGGCGAUGGCAACAGCAGCAGCAGUUGCAUCAGCGCUAACUACUGCCGCCGGCCGCCGGGAGGGUACAGUAACGACCGCAGGGAGCGUGCAGCUGCUGCGGCGGCAGGUUCCCUGGAUCAGGAAAUUAGGGCAGGCACCGGGGAUUGGAGGCGAGGGCGGCGCGCGAGCCAACCAGCGGCCGCCCCGGGCCCCCGUGAGCCCCGGGCGGACGCGCGGAGCCGCCGGGCCCCAGGAGCAGUCCCGGUGGCGGCGGCGGCGGCGGCGGCCACGGCCACGGCCACUCACGCACGCACACGCUCGCACUCAGACUCGCACACCCCCUGCGCAGGCACCUGGCUGCCCGGAGCUUAUAAAAGCGGCGCGUCUAGGGGAAAGGAGCGCUGGAGCCGCCGCUCCCCACCCCCUCACACCCCCCUCACCCCUCGCUGACCACUCCCCCUCCUGCCCCCUCCUCGCAGCUCACCCCGCGCUCCGGAGGCAGCCGCCAGUGUGGGUGCUCCGCGGCCGGCUCCGCUCUCCUCUGCCUUGCUCCUCUGCUCUCGGCUCCCCACCCCACCCCCUCCUUCCCCUCCCCUCCUGUACCCUCCCCUCCUCUGCAGCGCCUGCAUUAUCUUCUGCCCGCCGGCUCGGCUUGCACUGGUGCUGCAGCCCGGGGAGGGCUGGUAACUUGUUGUGCGGAGCGAGCGGCGGCACCAUCCAGGCGGGCACCAUGGGCACGUCCGCGCGCUGGGCGCUCUGGCUGCUGCUCGCGCUGUGCUGGGCGCCCCGGGAGAGCCGCGCCACCGGAGCGGGAAGAAAAGCCAAAUGUGAACCAUCCCAAUUCCAGUGCACAAAUGGCCGCUGUAUCACGUUGUUGUGGAAAUGUGAUGGGGACGAAGACUGUGCUGACGGCAGCGAUGAAAAGAACUGUGUGAAGAAGACAUGUGCCGAGUCGGACUUUGUUUGCAACAAUGGCCAAUGUGUCCCCAGCCGGUGGCAGUGUGACGGAGAUCCCGAUUGUGAAGACGGCUCUGACGAAAGCCCCGAACAGUGCCAUAUGAGAACAUGCCGCAUUAAUGAAAUCAGCUGUGGCGCCCGCUCCACUCAGUGUAUCCCCGUGUCCUGGAGAUGUGAUGGUGAACACGAUUGUGACAGUGGAGAAGAUGAAGAGAACUGUGGCAACAUCACGUGUGGCCCCGAUGAGUUCACGUGCUCCAGCGGCCGCUGCAUCUCCAGGAAUUUCGUGUGCAACGGCCAGGACGACUGCAGCGACGGCAGCGACGAGCUGGACUGCGCGCCCCCGACGUGCGGCGCCCACGAGUUCCAGUGCAGCACGUCCUCGUGCAUCCCCCUCAGCUGGGUGUGUGACGACGACGCCGACUGCUCCGACCAGUCCGACGAGUCCCUGGAGCAGUGCGGCCGCCAGCCGCGGAUGCACACCAAGUGCCCCGCCAGCGAGACCCAGUGCGGCUCGGGCGAGUGCAUCCACAAGAAGUGGCGGUGUGACGGGGACCCCGACUGCAAAGACGGCAGCGACGAGGUCAACUGUCCUUCGCGAACCUGCCGCCCUGACCAGUUUGAGUGUGAGGACGGAAGCUGCAUCCACGGCAGCAGGCAGUGCAAUGGUAUCCGAGACUGCGUGGACGGCUCUGAUGAGGUCAACUGCAAAAACGUCAAUCAGUGCUUGGGCCCUGGCAAGUUCAAGUGCAGAAGCGGGGAAUGCAUAGAUAUCGGUAAAGUAUGUAACCAGGAGCAGGACUGCAGGGACUGGAGCGACGAGCCCCUCAAAGAAUGUCAUGUCAACGAAUGCCUGGUUAAUAACGGUGGCUGUUCUCACAUCUGCAAGGACCUUGUUAUAGGGUACGCGUGUGACUGUGCAGCUGGGUUUGAACUGAUAGAUAAGAAAAUCUGUGGAGACAUUGACGAAUGCCAAAACCCGGGAAUCUGCAGCCAAAUUUGUAUCAACCUAAAAGGCGGUUACAAGUGUGAAUGUAGUCGAGGAUAUCAGAUGGAUCUUGCCACUGGCGUGUGCAAGGCAGUAGGCAAAGAACCAAGUCUGAUCUUCACUAAUCGAAGAGACAUCCGCAAGAUUGGCUUGGAGAGGAAAGAAUACAUCCAACUAGUUGAACAGCUAAGAAACACAGUGGCUCUGGAUGUGGAUAUCGCUGCUCAGAAGCUGUUCUGGGCUGAUCUAAGCCAAAAGGCCAUCUUCAGUGCCUCAAUUGAUGACAAGGUUGGUAGACAUGUUAAAAUGAUCGACAAUGUCUAUAAUCCUGCAGCCAUUGCUGUUGAUUGGGUGUACAAGACCAUCUACUGGACGGAUGCGGCUUCUAAGACUAUUUCAGUAGCUACCCUAGAUGGAGCCAAGAGGAAGUUCCUGUUUAACUCUGACUUGCGGGAGCCUGCCUCCAUAGCUGUGGACCCACUGUCUGGCUUUGUUUACUGGUCAGACUGGGGAGAACCCGCUAAAAUAGAAAAAGCGGGCAUGAAUGGAUUUGAUAGACGGCCUCUGGUGACAGUGGACAUCCAAUGGCCUAAUGGAAUUACCCUUGACCUUAUAAAGAGCCGUCUCUAUUGGCUCGACUCCAAGCUGCACAUGUUGUCCAGCGUGGACUUGAACGGCCAAGAUCGUAGGAUUGUCCUCAAGUCUCUGGAGUUCCUAGCUCAUCCUCUCGCACUAACCAUAUUUGAGGAUCGUGUCUACUGGAUCGAUGGGGAAAAUGAAGCAGUCUAUGGGGCCAAUAAAUUCACUGGAUCAGAGCUGGCCACUCUCGUUAACAACCUUAAUGAUGCCCAAGACAUCAUUGUCUAUCACGAACUUGUACAGCCAUCAGGUAAAAAUUGGUGUGAAGAAGACACGGAGAAUGGAGGAUGUGAAUACUUGUGCCUGCCAGCACCACAAAUUAACGAUCACUCUCCAAAGUAUACCUGUUCCUGUCCCAAUGGGUACAAUCUGGAGGAAAACGGCCGGGAGUGCCACAGUACUGCAACUACUGUGACUUACAGAGAGACAAAGGGUUUCAACACAAUAGAAAGUUCGCCAACUAGUGGACUAGCUCCUGGAGGGAUCAAUGUGACCACAGCGGUAACGGAGGUCACUGUUCCUCCGAAAGGCACUUCUGCUGCCUGGGCCAUCCUUCCUCUCUUGCUCUUGGCAAUGGCAGCGGUGGGUGGCUAUUUGAUGUGGCGGAAUUGGCAGCACAAGAACAUGAAAAGCAUGAACUUUGACAAUCCUGUGUACUUGAAGACUACCGAAGAGGACUUGUCAAUAGACAUUGGCAGACACAGUGCUUCUGUUGGACACACGUACCCAGCAAUAUCAGUUGUAAGCACAGAUGAUGAUCUAGCUUGACUUCUGAGACGAGUCUUGACCUUUGAGGUCUAGACCAAUACCCUCCCCCCACUUCGGAAUGGUAACCGAGCCAACGCCUGAAGUCUUUCUUCCUCCAGUCUGGAAGAACAUCAAGAUAUCUUUACAUGGAUCAAGCUUGUCUACUUGACCGUUUUUAUAUGACUUUUGUAAAUAUCCCUGCCCACAUUCUACUUCAGCUUUGGAUGUGGUUACCAAGUAUCUAACCCUUGAACUUCUAGACAGUAUUGCCACAUCUGGCCAAAUAUGCACUUUCCCUAGAAAGCCAUAUUCCAGCAAUGACACUUGUGCUAUAGUGUAGACCACCUGUACAUACAUUGUAUAGGCCAUCUGUAAAUAUCCCAGAAAACAAUCACUAUUCUUAAGCACUUUGAAAAUAUUUCUAUGUAAAUUAUUGUAAACUUUUUCAACGGUUGGGACAAUGGCAAUAGGAUAAAACGGGUUACUAAGAUGAAAUUGCCAAAAAAUUUGUAAACUAAUUUUGUACGUAUGAAUGAAACCUUGGACCUCAGUGGAGGCUUGCAAAGACUGAGUGUUCAAACUACUGUACAUUUGUUUUUCAAGUGCUAAAACAAUUAAACCAAGCAGCUUACCCACA